Molecule: messenger RNA, 2728 nt
Organism: Rhinolophus ferrumequinum (greater horseshoe bat)
Lineage: Eukaryota; Metazoa; Chordata; Mammalia; Chiroptera; Rhinolophidae
Gene: MMP17
Product: matrix metallopeptidase 17
Exons: 10
Coding region: 28-1788 (586 amino acids)
Biological process (GO): extracellular matrix organization; proteolysis; collagen catabolic process
Cellular component (GO): extracellular matrix
Molecular function (GO): zinc ion binding; metalloendopeptidase activity
Source: RefSeq, a predicted model, not a curated record
CGCCGCGCCGCCGGCCCUGAGAGCGCGAUGCCCGGCCCGCCGCGCUCCCGGGCCCGGGUCCCGCCGCUGCUGUUGCCGCUACUGCUGCUUGCGCUGGCGGCCCGCGGGGGUUGCGCCGCGCCCGCGCCUAGCGCCGAGGACCUAAGCCUGGGGGUGGACUGGCUGAGCAGGUUUGGCUACCUGCCCCCGGCGGACCCCACAACCGGGCAGCUGCAGGCGCCAGAGGAGCUGUCCAAGGCCAUUGCAGCCAUGCAGCGGUUUGGGGGUCUAGAGGCCACCGGAGUCCUGGACGAGGCCACCUUGGCGCUGAUGAAAACCCCACGCUGCUCCCUCCCUGACCUCCCCAUGGCCCCAGCUCGAAGGAGGCGCCAGGCUCCGGCCCCCACCAAGUGGAACAAGAGGAACCUGUCUUGGAGGGUCCGCACCUUCCCGAGGGACUCGCCACUGGGCCGCGACACGGUGCGAGCACUCAUGCACUACGCGCUCAAGGUCUGGAGUGACAUCACGCCCCUGAACUUCCACGAGGUGGCAGGCAGCCAGGCCGACAUCCAGAUCGACUUCUCCACCGCCGACCACAAUGACCGCUACCCCUUCGACGGCCCGGGGGGCGCGGUGGCCCACGCCUUCCUCCCCGGCGACCACCACACCGCCGGGGACACCCACUUUGACAACGACGAGUCCUGGACCUUCCGCUCUCCAGAUGCCCACGGCAUUGACCUGUUUGCAGUGGCCGUCCACGAGUUCGGCCACGCCAUCGGGCUGGGCCACGUGGCAGCCCCGCGCUCGGUCAUGCAGCCCUACUACCAGGGCCCGGUGGGCGACCCACUGCAUUACGGGCUCCCCUACGAGGACCGCGUGCGUGUCUGGCAGCUGUACGGCGUGCGGGAGUCCGUGUCCCCCACAGCACAGCCCGAUGCCGAGGAGCCCCCCCUCCUGCCGGAGCCCCCCAACAAUCGGUCCAGCACACCGCCCCGGAAGGACGUGCCUCACCGGUGCAGCACGCACUUUGAUGCCGUGGCCCAGAUUCGUGGCGAGGCCUUCUUCUUCAAAGGCAGGUACUUCUGGCGGCUGACCCGGGACCGGCAGCUGGUGUCCCUGCAGCCGGCACAGGUGCACCGCUUCUGGCGGGGCCUGCCGCUGCAGCUGGACCGCGUGGACGCCGUGUACGAGCGCACCAGCGACCAUCGCAUCGUCUUCUUCAAAGGAGACAGAUACUGGCUGUUUAAGGACAAUAACGUAGAGGAAGGAUUCCCGCGGCCCGUCUCCGACUUCGGCCUCCCGCCAGGUGGCGUCGACGCUGCCUUCUCCUGGGCUCACAAUGACAAGACUUAUUUCUUUAAGGACCAGCUGUACUGGCGCUAUGACGAGCACACACGGCGCAUGGACCCUGGCCACCCUGCCCAGAGCCCCCUGUGGAGGGGUGUCCCCAGCGUGCUGGACGCCGCCAUGCGCUGGUCCGACGGGGCCGCCUACUUCUUCCGCGGCCAGGAGUACUGGAAGGUGCUGGAUGGUGAGCUGGCGGUGGCCCCCGGGUACCCACAGUCCACAGCCCGGGACUGGCUGGUUUGCCGUGACCUGCAGGCCGCCCCCGAGGGCACGGAUGGACAGGCGGGGGCGCAUGCCCGGCCGGGACAGCGUGACCAGAGCCGCUCGGAGGACGGCUACCAGGUGUGCUCCUGCAGCUCCCUGGCCACCCGUCCCCCUGGGGCCUCGGGCCCACUGCUGGCCGUCGUGCUGCUACUGCCGCCGAGCACGCUGUGGACAGCCGCCCAGGCCCUGGCACUCUGACAGCCGGUGCUGGCCUGCGAGAGGACGGGUCACAGCCUGGGGCCACACCAGUGGGACUUGUGGCCCCGCCCCUCCAGCGUCUGACACAAGAACUCCCAGAGAGCUUCGUGCGCAUGGCCUUGGGGACCAGCCUGACUGCCCCCAAGCGCGGCCCGCUCCAGCCUCCCAGGCGGGACAGGCAGCUCCGGGAGCUGCUCCCCGGCCAGUCAGCACUGACGCUGCUGGACACGGGACAAGGGCACCAUCCACCCAGCUUUACUGCCUCUGCCCGCCAUGGCCUGACUGCCAACUGGGAGUCGGGGAGAUGCUGUCACAGCCAGGUGGGGAUGGGAGCUGUCCUUCCGGCCAACGAGAGACUGGAUCACACAAAACCUCAUGGAUGGGCCAGGCGGGCAGGACUGGGGGGUGUUCACUCAGGCCUCCCCCAGCCCCUGGGACCCUGGACACCGCACCCUGGCCGGCACUGCCACCCUCAUUGCGUCCACACUGCCGUCCCUGGUUCCUGGUGCUUCUGCCCUCCCUGGGGGCUUCUGUCCCGGGGCCCCGUGGGCCUGCUUAUUGCCUUGCUCAGGGCAGCCCCCACCACUCAGACGAGCCCCGCUCGCUGGGACCACCACUGGUCUCCCUUGUGACACCUGCAGACAAACACGACCUCCCCCUGCUUUGUAACGGCUCAGGCUCAGCUCCCUGACACACCCCAGGUGGGGGCUGCAGGUAGCCAUGCUUCAGGCCUGGACCCCAGACCCAUCUGCGCUCGGGUGGUGGGGGCUUCUAGGAAGGGCUGUGCAGUGGUCACUCCCUCCCUGGCGUUCACCAGCACCACCUUGAUGACUCCAUGUCCCCCGGGGUCGUUACACCCAUUUCUCAGACAGGUGAGUGGAGGCCAGCUUGGGACAGGCACCACCUGCCUGCAGGCAGGGCCCCCCGCCCCCCCCCCCAC